Vitrella brassicaformis is the source of this 855-nucleotide messenger RNA. The record is from the annotation of a GenBank genome assembly. NCBI's taxonomy places the organism in Eukaryota, Vitrellaceae.
CAAGGGAUCGCCAGAUCUGCUGCAGCUCGUUCCAAAAACCGAGGAAGGUACCUACCGCACAAGAGAAGCCAGUAUGUAUGAUCGUAUUCAUGAAAGCAAACACACCUUCGUUGGCUCCUUUGGGUUGCGUUGCGGAGAAUGGAUGCAGGAGGUGCAACCGAUGGCCGCGACAGGUAUGGCUUCUUCAAGCUGAGUGGAUAUGCGACGCUCCCGACAGCCGACGACAAGGAGAGGACCGACAAGUCCGUCCACAUUGGGCACAAGCUCGAUGUCCGUAUAGGCAGGGAGUCUUCCAAGGCGCCCAGCGACGCAGAUGGGAACUGCCAGUGGAUCCUCUACCCGCCUGAGAUGAAGAAACUCUCCCGCGCUGCCGCACGUAUCCGGUGGCGGCCGCUGAAGAAGGUGGAGAAUCUCAAGGGAGUGGCAGAUGGUACGCCGAUGGAGGGAUCAGCGUGGGUCUUGGAGGCGACCUCGAGCAACGUGGUGGUCAACCGGCGCCUCUUGAACGAGAACGACAAUGUGGUGCUCAAAUCGCGGUCUGCUAUCAGUCUGGGGCGGGGGGCAGUGCGGCUGUACUUCCUACUGCCGAGGGAAGGGUCUCAGAAGCCGCAGCAGUGACUCAGUUGAGAGAGACGGCUGUUGUGUUGUGUGUGUGCGUUGGUUGGUUGGUUGAGAGUUGCUUAGAUCCGCAUCUCUGUGUACAGCUAUUUGUCUGUAUCCCUCGCCCUGACUUUUGUUCCCCCUGACUUUUAUUCGCUGCAUGCCAUGCACUCUUGAUUGAAGGAUCGUGCUCACACACUUGACUGAUCGCACAAAGGGUGUGGUGUGCAUGAAGCGUCGACAAAUAGAUGGAUG